This is a messenger RNA of Laetiporus sulphureus 93-53, 747 nucleotides long. RefSeq lists its product as uncharacterized. The record is from RefSeq and is a predicted model, not a curated record. The coding region runs from base 1 to 747 and encodes 248 amino acids. Lineage: Eukaryota; Fungi; Basidiomycota; Agaricomycetes; Polyporales; Laetiporaceae. The transcript has 3 exons.
AUGAAGUCAUCAGCUAUCUCAGUGUCACUCGAGGAACUACUCUCAAUCUCAUCCGAUGUACGCUCAAAAUAUUGCAAAGCUUGUACACUGGAGAGGAUUCAGCCAGGACCUCAGAUUAUGAGCGCAUGUUAUGAAGCAUCAUCCGAUCUUCCUGUAGAUGCGAUCAUUGCUGCUUCCCAUGAUUCGACCCAUUUUGCUGCUGCCGAACCAGGUUCGAAAUCAAUAGUGCCAGAUCCCUACGAAGUUUACCUACAUCAUAUACACAAGCACAGUGAGCCAGACCAGCUUAUGGUGGCAAAGGAGUCGCAUGCACUAUGUUCAGUCAUUGGCCUCGUUGACAACAAGGAGAAUGUCGAGGCCAUCAUUGACCUAGGAUGCCAGAUCAUUGCGAUGUCAGAGAAUGUAUGCCAUGCUCUAGGACUUAUUUACAGUCCUACGGUCAAGUUGAAUAUGCAGUCCACGAAUGGUGAAGUCAAUCAGUCCCUCAGUAUUGUACACAACAUUCUGUUUCAGAUCGGAGAGAUCAUUCUAUAUUUCCAGAUUCACAUCAUCCGCGCAGCAGCAUAUGACAUCCUAUUGGGCAGACCAUUUGACAUGCUCACCGAGAGUGUUGUUAAAAACUUCUUUGAUGAAAAGCAGACAAUCACGAUCGUGUGUCCCAAUACAGGACAAGUCGCAAUGAUACCUACGGUACUGCAUGGUCCUCUGAAGUUUUGUGGUAAACCCAGCGAGCAGGAUUUUCACUAG